This is a messenger RNA of Dermatophagoides pteronyssinus (European house dust mite), 441 nucleotides long. Its product is annotated as morphine 6-dehydrogenase-like. Lineage: Eukaryota; Metazoa; Arthropoda; Arachnida; Sarcoptiformes; Pyroglyphidae. The record is from RefSeq and is a predicted model, not a curated record.
AUGCAGAGCAAAGAAUCGAACGGAGAGGCGCUUUUCGCCGAACUAUCUAAUGGCUGUCUCAUGCCGGCGCUCAUGUUUGGCACUUACCAGAUCGCCUCACGGACGCAGGUCGACUCGGCGGUCGGCGCGGCGGUAGAGUGCGGCUACAUCGGCUUCGACGAUGCCGACUAUUACAAAAACGAAGAGCUGGUUGGCCACGUGCCGGAAGUGAAAAACGUGCUCGACGCCGUGGCAUUGAAGCACGGUGUUUCAUACACCGCAGUGAUGCUGCGGUGGCUGCUGCAGCGCGGCUUCACGGUGUUGCCGCGCUCGGGCAACCCGCAGCACAUUUGCGACAACAUCAAAUGCCAGCAGAUCGAACUCAGCGACGAAGAAAUGCAGCAGAUAGACAACAUCAAGUUUCGCCACCGCGUGGUCACAGAUCCGGAUGUCAUUGACUAG